AUGGCUGAUCAUACUGUCAAGGGAAUAGAGCCUCUGCCCGCCGGCUCAUUGGAUGGUUCUGCGCUGCGAAUCCUGAUAGGUACUUUGCUCCAUUUGCCAUUCGUAGCCUUCAAAGUUUCUCAUCAAGCAAACCACAUUCUAGUGCACACACGUUGGAAUUUUACCAUCGUCAAGCAACUACUAGAUGGAACUAUAUCCAAAUUAAAGGCAUUAGGAGUCCCUGAAUCCUCCAUUGUAAUUGAAUCCGUACCAGGCUCAUUCGAAUUACCGAUUGCAGCACAACGACUCUUAACAUCAGCUCAACGCACCGCUUCAUCAGCGACCGACCUCUUCACUACUGAUUCUCCAUCAAUUACCAAAACGCCUGUAGCAGCUGCUUAUGACGCGGCUAUAUGUAUUGGAGUCUUGAUUAAAGGAAGCACCAUGCACUUUGAAUAUAUAGCUGAUUCUACUACAAAGGGGUUGAUGAGAGUUGGACUGGAUACUGGGUUACCUGUGGUGUUUGGUGUGCUGACCUGUCUUACUGAAGAUCAAGCUUUUGAUCGUGCUGGGAUGGGGAGAGGUCCUAAUGGCAAGGGACAUAAUCAUGGCGAGGACUGGGCAGCUGCUGCUGUUGAAAUGGGAUUAUUGAAAAAGCGAACGUGA
Synchytrium microbalum is the source of this 645-nucleotide messenger RNA. RefSeq names its product 6,7-dimethyl-8-ribityllumazine synthase (gene RIB4). Gene Ontology annotation, biological process: riboflavin biosynthetic process. Gene Ontology annotation, molecular function: 6,7-dimethyl-8-ribityllumazine synthase activity. Gene Ontology annotation, cellular component: intracellular anatomical structure; riboflavin synthase complex; mitochondrial intermembrane space. The coding region runs from base 1 to 645 and encodes 214 amino acids. The record is from RefSeq and is a predicted model, not a curated record. Lineage: Eukaryota; Fungi; Chytridiomycota; Chytridiomycetes; Synchytriales; Synchytriaceae. The transcript has a single exon.